Molecule: messenger RNA, 2324 nt
Organism: Camelina sativa (false flax)
Lineage: Eukaryota; Viridiplantae; Streptophyta; Magnoliopsida; Brassicales; Brassicaceae
Source: RefSeq, a predicted model, not a curated record
UUGAUCGUGAGUUUUAUUGUAUCAAAGGUAUCAGAGCUGUGUCAUCCUCGGAAUCUAUGGAGGAAACGCGAGCUGAGACGAAGGUGAACGAAGCUAUGGAUCGUGAAAAGUCGUUGGUGUUGCGCUUAGACAGGCUUCACGAUAAACUCGAGAAACAACAGGCAGAGAGGGAGAUGUAUUUUGUUGCGAUGCUCAAGAUGCUUCGAUUACACAUCGGCGAAGGGGAUAGUGAAGAAUUGGUGAACAUUGAGGUUGAUGUUGAGAAAGAAUCGUUCUCAGAUUCUGUUAUUGCUUCACAGUUCCCAGAGGUUCAAGUGACUCCACAACAAGAGUUGCUUCACGAAACAGUUUCGAUUGGGGAUAUUGAUUCUGAGCUGGAGACAAAAUCGACUGAACACAUGUCUCUAGUAGCGAUCUCGGAGGAAGAACUAAUUCCACCAUUUCAGGUAUCGACUUCUUCAUUGGAACCUAGCCUUCAAUUUCACAAUUCAUCAACGGUUGUUUGUGAGGAUUCCCAAUCUGUUGUUGGCUGUGCUGAUUUGUACUUGUUUGAUCAUCAAGAAGCGGUUUUGGUUUCGUAUGCGAAAGACGAAUCUACAAGUGUGACUAACAAUCAAGUUGCACGCCAACUGUUUGGUAGAAGGUCUCAGGCUGCAGAAAGACUGGAAUUGCAGAAAAAGCGGAAGGACUUGAAAUCUUGGAUGUUUAAGUAUAAACAAAGGAAAGGGAGAUCGUGGAGGCUACACACUAAGGUGUUCUCCUUCCCAAGUUUGUGUGACCAUCUGAUUGAUAGGAUGAGAACAAGAAUGAAGAGAAAGUUGUUUGGUGGAAUUGAUAUCAGAAAAUUUGGGAACUUAAUUGUUGAUGGAGAAGCUCAUGAAGCACCACGGUACAUGACGUUUCCACAUGAAGCAAAGAAGAUAUCAAUAGCGAUUAAACCUUGGAUUUUCAGAUUCAAAACAACGAAGAGUGAUGCAGGCCGUGAACAACAAACUGUGUAUGAGCAGAUUAGAAUGGUGAAGGAGUGGCUAUUGCAAACAAGUUUGGUUAUGCAACAAGUUAUGAGAAACAAAAAGUUCAGGUUGUGCAAGCGGUGGUGGUUCAAAUAUAAAUCUGUAGAAGAGGGUAUGAAGCGACUGCAGAUCCAGUUGAGGUACAAGCACAUGUUGUAAUUUGAAGAGUGGUUCAGACGUUGGGGCAUACAAGAAAACUGGAGGAAGCACAAGCCCUUGCAACUUUUCAUAAUUUCACAUAUGAAGAUUCUGAACGGUGAUUGGUGGUAUGACAUUGUGCAACUUGGGAACCCUGCAACUUCUACAGUUUUGUUCAUUCUUAAUGAUCAAAGACUAGGAGUUUCAAGUCUAGUAGACGUUGACCUGGAGAUUGUCUCGGAUGGGGAUCAGAUUCACAUUGAUUAUAAAGUGAUAAGUUGCAAAAAUCAUGCGGUUUGGAUUACGCAUUUUUCAGGCCAAGAGUACAAGCUCAUUUUAUACAGAGACAGUCUCAGAAUGCAUCUAUGAAAGCAGAGAAAACUUCCCAAGAGUUGGAGUUUUAAGUACAAAUAACUGAAGAGUUUCUGAAAUGAUCUUAAAGCAGAAGAUUGGUUUAAUGUCAAAGUAGAGCUGCACUAGUUUUACUAAGCAGACACACUAACGCUCCAAAGAAGCCACUUUACAAUGUCUAUGAUUUGCAGAGGAGUUCUUGCCACUAAACCUUGAGGUCAAGGUUUCUCAAAGGGGGGAGAUUUGAUACAGGAAAGAAGGAUUAGUUGGAGAGAAGAAGAACAUAGUUUGGAUGUGGCUGACGUGGAGGUUUUGAGGAAUCUGAUUGGAGGGAAAGGAGCCAAUGACGUGGUGUGCGUUGUUGUUGUUGACCAUUAACGACAUUGAAGUAUAAAGAGCCGGAGGAGUUCAUUUGCAGAGUUAUGAAAAGAAUCUGAAAUUUGUAAAAAAACCUAAAAAUCUCUAAAAAGUUUUUCUGAGCUUAGCUCUCAUCUUGAGAGUUAACAUGAUCGAUUCUAUGUUUUAUGAACAUUGAAUUGGUUGGUUGAUUGAUCGUGAGUUUUAUUGUAUCAGUUUUUGCCUUUUGCAGAGACUUGGAAGAUGAUCUGAGGAAGGCCUUCAACAAUUAUGUGGAGACCCUAUUAGGAGAAAGCACAAGGAAGUUAUUGCAUAGGUACAUGAUGAGCAAACGGAAGCGAGAGUACUUGGCAUGGUUGAAGGAUGUUAAGAAAUUUAUUCGUUAAUAGCAGUCAAAUUUGCUUUCGCAUUCCGCACAAUCUUAUGAGUUCAAGUUUUUAGAUAUGCGAGUUUGGUAUUCACUUC